AUGGAUGGUUGUAACACGUAUAGUAUUACCAGAACGGCACCUAUUUCAAAGCUAAAAUUUAUGUUAUUAACUUCGCUUUCGCUAUCUAUAUCUGUAGAAAAGGAAUUUUCAUUUUCACUUUCAAACUAUUGCCAAUUUCAUACAAUAUGGGAUUUAGGUCCAUUAAUAAAAGCAUUAGACACUUCUGGUUUUCAAAUUUCACAAAAAGCAUUGAAACCACUUUAUACCAUUGAAAGUCAUAGUAUUGAAGGUUUUGUGAUGGAUUGGUCGGGAACAGUUCCUGAAGGUUUACUUUUAACUGGUGACAUGCGCACGAAUAUUUAUCUUACAACAAAAUCCCAAAAGUUUAUCACAGUUCCUAUUGGAUGUGUAAGAUUAUACGAAUCAUAUCAAUAA
Diversispora eburnea is the source of this 396-nucleotide messenger RNA. NCBI's taxonomy places the organism in Eukaryota, Fungi, Glomeromycota, Glomeromycetes, Diversisporales, Diversisporaceae. The record is from the annotation of a GenBank genome assembly.